This is a messenger RNA of Rhododendron vialii, 1963 nucleotides long. Its product is annotated as probable LRR receptor-like serine/threonine-protein kinase At3g47570. The record is from RefSeq and is a predicted model, not a curated record. The coding region runs from base 447 to 1187 and encodes 246 amino acids. Gene Ontology annotation, biological process: protein phosphorylation. The transcript has 3 exons. Lineage: Eukaryota; Viridiplantae; Streptophyta; Magnoliopsida; Ericales; Ericaceae. Gene Ontology annotation, molecular function: protein kinase activity; ATP binding.
AUUCCAUAUGCCCUGGGAAAACUGAAAAAGCUAGAAGCUCUUGAAUUGGGAGAGAAUAGAUUGGUUGGUACCAUUCCUUCCUCAAUCCUUAAUGUGUCUUCUCUCACCGACUUUAAUGUGGGGGGUAACCAACUUCAAGAUUAUUAGGGAACUCGUUUCUUGAACUGUCCUACCAAAAUCUACUUAAAGCUACAGAUGGUUUUUCACCGGCCAAUUUGAUUGGCGUCGGUGGCUUUGGCUCAGUGUAUAGAGGAAUCAUUGAUCAUGGAGGAAAAGUUGUUGCAGUUAAGGUACUAAAUCUUCAAGCCGCUGGAGCUUCCAAGAGUUUCAUAGCCGAGUGUAAAGCCUUGAAGAACAUCAAACACCGAAACCUUGUUAAGGUGCUCACAGCAUGUUCAAGUGUUGACUAUCAAGGCAAUGAUUUCAAAGCUCUCGUUUAUGAAUUCAUGGUCAAUGGAAGCCUAGAGGAGUGGUUGCAUCCAAAUGAGAAUGGACAUGGGGUGCAUAAUGAGUCAAAAAGUUUAAAUCUUCUUCAAAGGUUAAACAUUGCAAUUGAUUUCGCUUCUGCACUUGAUUAUCUCCACCAUCAUAUCUCAGAACCAAUUGUUCACUGUGAUUUGAAGCCCAACAACAUUCUUUUGGAUGAAGAAAUGGCUGCACGUGUAGCUGAUUUUGGGCUAGCAAGAUUCUUUCGAGAUACUAUUUGUACUUCAUCUACAAAUCAAUCAAGUUCCAUUGGCAUAAAGGGGUCUAUUGGUUAUAUGGCUCCAGAGUAUGGUAUGGGAAAUGAAGUAUCAACAUCCGGUGAUGUGUAUAGUUACGGAAUCCUUGUAUUGGAGAUGUUUACAGCCAAGAGACCUACUGAUAGCAUGUUUAUUAAUGGUAUGUCUCUCCACAACUUUGCUAAGAUAGCUCUGCCUGAACAAGUAGAGAGCAUUGUUGAUCCAACAUUGCUUCAACAAAUAGAACAAGGGCAGGCAAGCUCAAGCAUCAACAAUGGUCGUAGCCAAAGAUUCACUGGAAGUCACAAGAUUCGGGAGAUCUUGAUUUCAAUAUUUAAUGUUGGGAUUGCCUGCUCAGAAGAACUUCCUAGAGAUCGACCGGUGAUGAAUGAGGUUCUUACUCGGUUGCAUGCAUCCAAGAAGACUCUUCUUGGAGAUGGAAAAUGGAUCAGAGUUGAAGUAUGACCAUGACUAGGUAUGAACCAUUUACGUUUUCAAUUGUCUCCACAAUGCCUGCAUUUUUUACUACGCUAUUUAAACUCUGUACUAGGCCAGCAAUCCUCCUUUAUAGCCCAUCUCCAAACAUUAACAUUUUGAAGCUUGACCUAUUCUCACACACACACAAAAGCAUUCUGAAGUUUGCAUAACACCGCAAUUAACUGAUUUUUGCGUUUGUUUUUUGUUCUAUUUUUUUGUCAUUCUAAGAUUCUUGAGGUAAAACUCUAUUUCUUCAGCAAACUUAAGGAGAAACUAAAUCAGCUAUAUUCAAGUUACAGUUUUAACUUCAAAACAUUUUGAAAAUACCACAGAAUCAAUAUUUUAUGCAACCAAAUUUUGCAAAUUCCUAUUCAACAUACUGGAAUCUUAGAUUUCACACGUUUAAGUUUGGGCACAUGAUUUUUUUUUCCCCGUAUUUUUUGAUUCUUGGAACUGAAUUUUUUAGCUCUGUAGCUUCUUACCUAUGUGUUAAAGUUAAGUGCAUUGAACUGUCCCAUCAAUUCUAAUCAUUUUUAUUUCUUUAAUCGUAGGUAAUUGCGGUGUUAUUGGCCUUAAAAUACCUCGUGGCUUAAAAUUUUGCGUUACAAGUGAUGCUACAUAAUUGCUUUGGCUGCUUCUUAUGGAUACUGUCCUACAGUAUUUAUUUUCCCUUUGUUUUAUGUUUUUUUUUUUGUGUGUGUGAAAAAUGUCCUUUCAGUUUGCUAAAUAAAAUGUCCUUUCAGAGCGAUGACUUGCAAUGACAA